Messenger RNA from Neoarius graeffei (lesser salmon catfish), 924 nucleotides. RefSeq names its product retinaldehyde binding protein 1b (gene rlbp1b). Bases 1 to 924 code for a protein of 307 amino acids. Lineage: Eukaryota; Metazoa; Chordata; Actinopteri; Siluriformes; Ariidae. Gene Ontology annotation, cellular component: membrane. The record is from RefSeq and is a predicted model, not a curated record. The transcript is spliced from 7 exons. Gene Ontology annotation, molecular function: phosphatidylinositol bisphosphate binding.
AUGGCUAUUAUUGGUGGAACGUUCCGCAUGGUGUCAGAGGAAGAGCAGACGCUCAGGGCCAAAUUGGAACAUCUCACAAUCAAAGACCACGGGCCAGUGUUUGGACCUUGUGCCAAGCUCCCUGACCACACUGUGCAGAAGGCUAAAGAUGAACUGAAUGAGACAGAGGAGAAAAAAGUGUCAGCAGUGAAGGAACUGAAAGACAUCAUUAAAGAGAAGGCAGACACCGGAGAUGACUUGGUCAAAGUGGUGCAGGAAACGUUCAUGGAGAAACCUGAUGUUCUGUUUCUUAGGUUCAUUCGGGCCAGAAAAUAUGAUGUGAACAGGGCUUUUGAGCUUAUGAAGGGUUAUGUGCGCUUCAGACGAGAUUACCCUGAGCUCUUUGAGAACUUAAGCCCAGAGGCUGUACGCAGCACUAUUGAAGCCGGUUACCCAGGGAUCCUCUCUAGCAGAGACAAAUAUGGCCGUGUAGUGCUGCUUUUCAACAUUGAGAACUGGGACUAUGAAGAGAUCACUUUUGAUGAGAUCAUCAGGGCUUACUGUGUGAUCCUGGAGAAGUUGCUAGAGAAUGAGGAGACUCAGAUCAAUGGCUUCUGCAUCAUUGAAAACUUUAAAGGCUUCACCAUGCACCAAGCAUCUGGUAUCAAGCCCACAGAACUAAAGAAAAUGGUAGACAUGUUGCAGGACUCUUUUCCUGCUCGCUUCAAAGCAGUGCAUUUCAUCCACCAGCCCUGGUAUUUCACCACCACCUAUAAUGUGGUCAAACCAUUGUUGAAGAGCAAACUCCUGGAGAGGGUGUUUGUCCAUGGAGAGGAACUGGAGAGCUACUACAAGGAGUUUGAUGCUGAAAUCCUGCCUGCAGAGUUUGAAGGGAAGGGUCCCAGCUAUGACGGCAAGGCGACAGCAGCAAAACUUUUCGACUGA